This is a messenger RNA of Fonsecaea erecta, 900 nucleotides long. RefSeq lists its product as hypothetical. Bases 1 to 900 code for a protein of 299 amino acids. The transcript has 3 exons. The record is from RefSeq and is a predicted model, not a curated record. Gene Ontology annotation, biological process: mitochondrial citrate transmembrane transport. NCBI's taxonomy places the organism in Eukaryota, Fungi, Ascomycota, Eurotiomycetes, Chaetothyriales, Herpotrichiellaceae.
AUGGUGGCUGACGACUCGUCGAACAAAUCGCCACUCGUGUCGUUGAUUGCCGGGGGCGCGGCGGGGGGUGUUGAAGCGACAAUCACUUAUCCAUUCGAAUUCGCAAAGACACGCGUGCAGCUGCACGAACAGACACCCACCCGGAACCCGUUCCUCGUCAUCAAACAUGUCAUCGAGAAGGAAGGCCCGCGGUCGCUCUACAAGGGGUGCUCGACCCUCGUGGCGGGGACGGUGGCCAAGGACGCGAUCCGGUUCAUCUCGUUCGACACCAUCAAGGCGCAGUUCAAGGACCCGGAGACCGGCACGCUGUCUCCUCUGAGAAACCUGAUGGCCGGCAUCACCGCGGGCGUCGUCGCGAGCACCUUUGCGGUGACGCCGACGGAACGGAUCAAGACGGCGCUGAUCGACGACGCACGCUCGGAGCGCAAGUUUCGCGGCCCCGUCCACGCCAUGGCGACGCUCAUCAAGGAGCACGGCGUCCUCAGGGCCCUGUAUCGCGGCUACGUCACCACCACGCUGAAGCAAGCCAGCACCACCGCCGUGCGGCUCGGCACGUACAACAUCCUCAAGGACUUUGAGCGGCUGCGCGACAUCCCCCAGACCACGCUGACCACGUUUGCCAACGGCGCCGUGGCCGGCACUAUCGUGGUCUUCGCCACGCAGCCAUUCGACACGCUGAAGACCCGUGCACAGUCCGUCCGGGGUGAGGGGGUGGUGGAGGCCUGGAACGGCGUCCUGGCCGAUUACGGCUUCCGCGGACUCUGGAGGGGCAGCACGAUGCGGUUGGGUCGGACCGUGUUGGCCGGCGGCAUCCUCUUCACCACCUAUGAGUGGAUUGCCGCGUUGAUUCAGCCGGCGUUAGAAAAGACCCCGCUCGCACCCGCCACGGCGAGAGAAUAA